Molecule: messenger RNA, 4234 nt
Organism: Bactrocera latifrons
Lineage: Eukaryota; Metazoa; Arthropoda; Insecta; Diptera; Tephritidae
Product: glucose transporter type 1-like
Exons: 12
Biological process (GO): monosaccharide transmembrane transport
Cellular component (GO): membrane
Molecular function (GO): hexose transmembrane transporter activity
Source: RefSeq, a predicted model, not a curated record
UGGUGACCGUGACGGCUGGUAGGCGUAGUGACACAUUUAUUUUUUUAGUUUGAUUGCAACGACAUGGCCUGCGUAAAUUGUGAGGGUCUUACCUUCUUCCUAACAUACUCGAUAUUCUCAGCGGUGCUGGGCAUGUUGCAGUUCGGUUACAAUACCGGUGUGAUAAAUGCGCCCGAAAAGAAUAUUGAGAAUUUCAUGAAGGAUGUAUACAAGGAUCGCUAUGGUGAGGAUAUUAGCGAGGAGUUCAUACAACAGCUGUACUCGGUGGCGGUGUCGAUAUUCGCCAUUGGCGGCAUGUUGGGUGGUUUCAGCGGCGGUUGGAUGGCCAAUCGCUUCGGCAGAAAAGGCGGAUUAUUAUUAAAUAAUGUACUUGGCAUAUCGGGUGCUUGUCUAAUGGGUUUUACCAAAGUUAGUCAUUCCUAUGAAAUGUUAUUCCUUGGCCGAUUUAUUAUUGGUGUUAAUUGCGGUCUUAAUACAUCAUUGGUGCCAAUGUACAUCUCCGAAAUAGCGCCACUGAACUUACGCGGUGGAUUAGGUACUGUAAAUCAAUUGGCUGUGACAAUAGGUUUACUACUAUCCCAAGUGUUGGGAAUCGAACAAAUUUUAGGAACUAAUGAAGGCUGGCCAGUUUUACUUGGUCUAGCCAUAUGUCCAGCAAUAUUGCAAUUAAUAUUACUGCCGGUAUGCCCGGAAUCGCCCAGAUAUCUGCUUAUAACGAAACAAUGGGAGGAGGAAGCCCGAAGAGCGUUACGACGACUACGUGCCUCUAGUUCGGUUGAGGAAGACAUCGAAGAGAUGCGCGCCGAAGAACGCGCUCAACAAUCCGAAAGCCACAUCUCCACCAUGGAGCUCAUCUGCUCGCCCACACUGCGGCCGCCAUUGAUUAUCGGCAUUGUUAUGCAGCUGAGUCAGCAAUUUAGCGGUAUCAAUGCGGUACUUUACUACUCGACAUCGCUAUUCAUGAGCUCCGGCCUGACGGAGGAGAGCGCCAAAUUCUCAACGAUAGGCAUCGGCGCCAUAAUGCUGCUAAUGACGCUCGUCUCAAUACCGUUAAUGGAUCGUACCGGUCGUCGAACACUCCAUCUAUACGGUUUAGGUGGCAUGUUCAUAUUCUCGAUAUUCAUAACGAUUUCAUUUUUAAUUAAGGAAAUGAUCGAUUGGAUGUCGUAUCUGUCGGUGGUGUCAACGCUCGGCUUUGUCGUCUUCUUCGCUGUGGGACCCGGCUCCAUACCGUGGAUGAUCACGGCGGAAUUGUUCUCGCAAGGCCCAAGACCCAGCGCGAUGGCGAUCGCUGUACUAGUCAAUUGGAUGGCGAACUUUGUUGUCGGCAUUGGUUUCCCCAGUAUGAAGGCUGAAUUGGAGAAUUACACAUUCUUACCGUUUAGCGUCUUCUUAGCUAUAUUUUGGAUAUUCACCUACAAGAAGGUUCCUGAGACUAAGAAUAAGACAUUCGAGGAGAUAUGCGCACUGUUCCGCCACGGAAAUGGAAGGAGUAUGCUAAACUGCACAAAUAGCUUGGAGCCACAAAGUAUGAAUUCUGGCAUCGAACAUGCCGCAUUGAUGGUAUCUGAGGAAAAGACCCAACAUGACUCACCUGCAUCCGAGCGUUGUUUAGAAGGCGGCCGAAAUACACUCCAGGGCCGGAGCGGUGCCUCUGCGCCCCAUCACCAUCGUCAGCAAAUACCUGUCUGCCCGAACAGCGGGCCUUGACUGAGGAACGCCUCACCUCCUGAAACUGCCAGUGUACAUUCAACGAAUGCUGAACAACACCAAUACCCACAUCAACAACAACAACACCCAACACAAUCGAAAACACCACGCCAACAGCAACAGCAGCUGUCACAACAACAUCAUCACGUACAUUGUAGCUAUGAUAAGGAUAUUGUAUGUGACGACACGCAAGCGCACCUGCAGCAAUUGCAACAGCAACAGCAGCAACAACAACAGCACGGCGAUCAGCCACCGACGCCACACCGCCACCAAGCGCAACGCAAGCACAGCCACAGUCCACACCAUAGUCGCCACACAUCGCCACACAGUCAUCACUCGCACAGCCAGCACUCAUCACCGCAUCAAUCGCAUCAUCACAUGCACGAAACCGAUUCGCUGCCCGAACCGCGUUCCACAAAUCGACAUCACAGCCACACACAUGGCAGCAGCUGCACACGACGUCAUCGCUCAGCCACAGAUAUAUCCAGCACCUCGCUGAACACGUGCCACGAUCCAACCUGUGUGGAUCGUGAGGUGCAAGAGAUCUUGGUGCGCAAGACCUGUUGCAACUCUUCGCGCACUGAGCUCGCGCAAUAUUUCGCAGAGGAUCUCUAUGGUUCCACACGUCGGCCUUCGUCGUGUUGCACAUCUUCGGAUUAUUGCUAUCAGACCGAUUCGACUAGUCUGUAUGGCUCACGUUCAUCGCUCAGUCGCAAUAACUCCAUUAAGUCGGCAUCGGUUGCGCUGCGUAAACGUCGUUUGCACCAGCGUCAACCUAGUUACACAUCGAUUUCAUUGCGUGGCUUAAACGCUGGCCGUCCAAGCAGUCAGCCCGGCUCGCUAACUUCCGUUUUUGAUCGUGCCAAACAGAUGGGUAUCGAUGCCGCCGAUUUGGACAAACGCGGUAGUGGCGGUAAAAUUGUGGUUUCGCCGUCAAAAGUGACCAUCGAACGACAAACAUCAAAGGAUGCGUUGAGCAAUGAUCUGCCCGAAUAUGCGUGCUCGCCAUCACCAAUACGUUGGAGCUUCCUAGCCGAUGGUAAAUCCCCUACUGAAUUCGAACGCGCAAUGAGCGAGAUGGACAACAAAGAUCCUUGGGCAUCGGCGGAUGAGCAAACACGUGUGCCACGCGAGCCAAAGCCAACUAAGUGUGAGCACCGCAGCGAACAUCGCAGCGAGCAUCGUUCGUACACCAUGCAGCACAGCAGCCGCAAACACACGCACGAUGAGCGCCCAAGCACUUCGGCAGCAGCGGCGGCGCGCAAAUGUCGCGAAAGCCCAAUGAACUGUGAUUUUGAGGAGACAUCAACCACGGUGCUUUUCCAUCAGGAGGCAGACUCCUACAAUAACUGUUGCAAUAACUACAUCCAAUGUAACACCUACCUCGAUCAAGAUCUGCAGAUCACCAGCGAAGACAUACAUCAAUAUCUCUCGAAGGGCAAUCAACAGUCCAACGAUGUGUUGAACAAUUCUAAAAACUAUCCAUUCCAACCAAGCAAUGCCUUGGAAUUCCAGUAUAAAAACAAUUUCGCCAACAAUAAUACCGGAGCUGCCUCCUCGGAGGGUGGUGACAGCGUACGCGGCUAUGAAUUCUGCUUUCGACGUAACUCCAGCAAAGAGACAAAUCUAAAUCAGAACUCUAACGCUGCUGCUGGCACAGCCAUUGGCGAAUCUGAGGGCGCCACAGCUUGUGCCGCAUCCUCAUGCAGCAGCACCCCGCUUUCACCGACCAACAUCAACCUCUCGUCUAGCACGAAUAAUAUUAAUAUCGUCUUCGGCAACUACAGCGAACGCAACGCCAACGAAGUCAAAUUCAUUAACACCACACGCGGUGGUGAUACAGUAGCGGUCUCAAGCGAAGCGCAUCACAGCGGCUACUUGCCAUACACCUACCCAAGUUACGACUACACAAACAUGUCGGCAAACUCACAGUUUGACAAGCCGCUAGGCAUUGGUGAGCUACCCAAAGACUUCACUAGCAUGGUCGGUAGUGUUGCUGCUGCCGAGGAGGAAGGCGCAAUUGGUGGUUGCUCUAGCGCCACUUGUGGCUCGCCAACGAUCACCGCCACAAGCGAUGAUCAUCACUCAUCCCUACUGCAAUCGCCUGUACCGACUGGUGUCUCUUUCGAAUCAUUCGAUGCGGCUUCCGAUCACAAUUUGAUAUCGUGUCGUGGCAGCUGUCAAUUCUCACCAACACCACGUUCACCACUAUCGCCGGCAUCGCCAGCCUCCUCACCAUGUUUGUCGGCCUCCAUCAAUCCGGCGGCCGCUUCCUAUGUGAACGCACAUCAUCCAUAUUUUCAUUAUCAGGCGCAUGGCGCCGAUCAACAGCACUCACCCAAUAGCGGUUCACAUCAUCAUUAUCACAAUCACCAGCAAUAUCAUCAUCAUCAACAUCAGCAUUUCACCGAAAGCUUUAAGAUCAGCAAUGCUUUCAAAAAGGUGCGCAAGCGUGCACGCAAAUAUACCGAAUUCCUGCGCAAGAAGUGAGCUAGCCGAUCGAACGACCCAACCGAUCGAUUUG